Messenger RNA from Malus domestica (apple), 4932 nucleotides. NCBI's taxonomy places the organism in Eukaryota, Viridiplantae, Streptophyta, Magnoliopsida, Rosales, Rosaceae. The record is from RefSeq and is a predicted model, not a curated record.
ACUAACUUGAAAGCCAAAAGCAAAGCAAAGAGUGUGAAAGGUGAGAAAAAAAACCGUGUGUGCAAAUCACCUCCGUUAAAGGAACCAAAUUGUAAAACACUCUAAAAUUUGGGUGGGUAAUUGUAAAAUAGCUUAGUCUGUGUGGUAAUUACCACAAAAGUGGAAAAUUCAUGUGGUAAUUGUGCAAUUUUCCAUGGAAGCAAAGGAGGAAAGAGCUACAGCGCUGCGUUUAAACUUUGACAGUUGCAGUUGCAGAGAUGGUAUGAGAAGGGCAAACAGCCACAAUCUCUCCCGGUUUUCUCAGCAACCAAUCAGCUUCUUCACCGUUCACCAAAGCUAGCAUUUUUCUGGUCCUCUUUCGGUUUCUUUAAUUUCUAUGCAAUUUCAUAUCUUUUCGGUUUCUUUAAUUAGGUUACAAAUGAGUUGUUGUUCGGAAUCCAAGAUUCGAGCCGGAGGUAGAGAUAGGGUCAGCAAGUUACCGGAUGCAGUUCUUUAUCGUAUACGUUCGGUUCUUGUACCAAAAGAUGCUGUGAGGACUAGCACUUUGUCUACAAGAUGUAUGGGCCUCUGUUCCCAAUCUGAACUUCGACAGUUGAGAUUUCUCCUCCUCUACUGGCUUUUCAGAGUUUGUUUAUUGUGUGCUUUUCUUUCGGGAAUCAACAUGCAUAAAAAAAUUCCGUGUUUUUUAUUCCCUUGCCGAGGAUUUUAGCCAGGAUUUCUCUCAUGCUCAUGGUUGGAUUCGCACUGCCAUUAGGCGUAAAGUUGCGGAACUUGAUCUUUUGGUUGAAUCAGAUGAUGGUGAGAUGUUGUUGUUGCCUUUUGAACCUGUGGUGGAGAAGGUUUAUGGCUAAUAUCCCUACGUCUGGUUGUUUCCCAUGUCUCAAAGUCCUCCAUGUUACAUUUCAUUAUCCUCAAAAUCACUCUGUAAGUCCCCCCUUUACUUGAAGAUUUGAACUUUGACUGAGAUCUUGGAGAAGUAUUUAGCUUUGACAUCUCUGCACAUGAACUGAAGUGGAUAAGAAUAAGUUUUUAGAACUCCAUUUGGUCUUCCAAGUUACAAAGCUUCAAAAAUUUCAUCUCAACGAGGGCCUUUUGUCAAAAUAUAUCCUGGAGGAUACAAAACCCCUAGUCGAAGCCAAGAUUUUUGUCAAUUGGAGGUACCAAGACGAUGAACAAUAUGCAUUUGGUAACCGUAUGCAUAAGCUUCUGGCCGGAAUUUCCACUGCCGAAUAUGUAUUUUUAGGGUUAUAUUUUUAAGGUAAGCAUAUCCUAACUUGUUCUGUGCAUUACGUACUGUCAUUAUGUAUGAUAGAUUGAAAGAAACUCACUACUAUUGUUUUGGUAAGGAAAGGAAAUAAUAAAGAUGCUUAAUGCCACCUGCAUGAAAAGAUUUUCACUUGCAUUAUGGCAGGUACCAAACAUAGCUUUAUAACUGAAGUCUUUUUCCCCUUUCGGCAACUAUGAUUCCAAAUAGUAUAUUAUGCAUGACCAAAUGUUUCAUUUUCACAUGAAUUUCUGUUGGAUUAAUGCUUUAUAUUUCACAAAGGAGUUUUGUUUACUUGAGAAAAUUGAUACUGCUUGCUCCUAUCUGCUGCUUCUGGUUGAAACACCUAAUAGAGUCACUCAAGAGUACACCUGGCCACAUCCAAUGAAGAAUGCUUAGGCGUAAUGCUUGAAGAAAUCUGAUAUAUAUAUCCGUACAGCUUAAUUGGAGUGCAUCAGAAUUUCUACCUUCUUGUUUGUUAUCACAUCUCAAACUGUCGCUAUAAGGGCAGUCAAGGCACGACUAGAUGAGAUUGAAGUAGCAAAGUAUUUGCUUAAGAAUGGUGAAGUCUUGAAGAAGAUGACUUUUCAUGCUCCUGAAUUUGGAUUAACAAAGAGAAGGUAUACAAGCAAAUUUUAAUGUUUUGAAAGGGGUUCUAAGACAUGUCAAGUUGAAUUUAUCGAAGUGACACUGUUGGCUUUAUAAGGGUUUUUAUCUAGGAAUUUAAUUUUAGCUUUGUUGAUGUUUGAAAUGGAAACAAUGGAUGCUUCGUUGAAGAUGAUCUUUUAGCAUGAGUCUGUUAUCAAAGGUGAACAUAAAUAUGCAGUCUUUGUUUUUCGUUGCAUAAAUUCUUCAUAUACUGUAGAAUUAAAAUUGCUUAGGACUUGGAGGGGGGUCAUAUGUGAAUCUCAGGCUCUAUGCAAUGUUUAGAGUGAAGAAUUUGGUCCUGUUGGUCUGGUGUAGCCCAAAGUGGCUCACUUUAUGGGUGCACAUUAUUUUCUCAAUUUUUAUUAUUUCAGUAUGAAUAGGAUUACUUAUUUUCUUCCUGCUAUUGUGCAAGAAACCAUAGAGGGACUCAAUAAACAAGGAAAAUUUACAUAGAUAGAAUAUUUCUAACAAAAACGGACAACUUAUGAAUUCUAAUAAAUACAAAAUAGAACUGAGUGGACGGAACCCUAAAGUGUUCCAGGUAUAAAUAGAUCUUUAUUGACCCCUCAGCCCCCUCAAACUUUCCGCCAGAUGAAACUGAAAACCUAAAGAUCAAAAUUUUGAACCCCAAUUGGCACUCGCACCUCUUUAAGACGACGAAUCAAAGGUCUUACAAGCCUCUACAAGAGCAAAGGUGAGCAAUAAUUGAAACCCUUAAGUCUUAUUUUGAAACCCCCUUCCUUUUCCUUUGUGGUUUGUCACAAUGAAAUGCAUGUUUGGAAUGUAAUCUUUUUAAUUCAAUUAUCAGCUGAAAAGAAUCACUGAUUGCGAGAAAUCCAAGGGUAACAGGCAUAUCAUCUUAUAUAUAGGAUUCCAACUAGGAAAGAGCUUCAUCCCAAAUUACUGCAUCAGAACAAUUCAAAUUUCAUUGCAUGUUUUGCAAACUCUCAUCCAAUUUCUGCAUGUUUUAGGGAGGUGGUAGUGCAAAGGGGAAGGGCCAUUUCCACCAUAACUUCCCCCUUGUCUUUACUCAUUAUGUUGUUCAAUUGUUUUUAGUACGAAGUCAAAUGUGUGUUCUGUUUUGUGCUUCACUCUCGUACUUCAGAGUUGCAGAGAUAGUGGUGGUGACAACCAAUUCAUAUUUUCCCCGGGCCAUCACAGCAGCUCAGCUCUCACCAGGGUACAAAUGAGUUUGAGGCCAAAGCGUCAAGGAGUUAGUGAUAGGAUAAGUGAAUUACCAAAUGAUGUUCUUUGUCGCACACUUUCAUUUCUUCCAACGAAGUACGCUGUGAGGACCACCGUUUUGUCAAAGAUAUGGAAGAACAUAUGGACUUCCGUACCCAAUCUAUACUUUUGUGACAAUGACUACCCUGAUGUUAAUGCCUUUAUGGCAUUUGUGGAUCGUGUACUUGACUCUCAUGACUUAUCACGCAUCCAAAAAUUCUGUCUUCAUUCUUCCUGCUUCGACAUCGAACCGUCUAUUCUUAAUCGUUGGAUAUGCACUGCAAUUAGACACAAUGUUCGUGAACUUGAUCUUUUUGUUCACUCAGAUGCAGAAGAUUAUUUUGAAUUGCCUCAGACCCUUUUCACGAGCAAAAACCUAGAAGUUUUGAAGCUGCAAUUCAAUUUUAUUGCCAAUCCUCCUGCCUCAAAGUGUUUCCCAAGUCUCAAGUCACUCUGUGUUGUAAUUCAGCAUCCUGAAAGUAUCUCAGUGAAGAUGCUUUUUUCUUACCUCCCUGUACUUGAAGAUUUGGAAAUACGGGGAUACCUUGAAUAUUAUGAUGUAGAUGUCAACGUCUCAGCACCAGAACUGAGGAAAUUAGGAAUAAAUUUAGCGUAUGGAAAUGCUGAUGGUGGCAAUGAUCAUAAGUUAUGUGUUAAUGCUCCAAAACUUGAAUCCCUUGACGUCAAGCUGGAUAGCCUGUCAAAGUUUUUAUUGUUAAUCAAUGCAAAUUCCGUCGUCAAGGCAAAUGUUGACCUCCUGUACGAAGAACUGUCCAAUGGUGGAUCUGCAGAUGUGGAAUAUAGUCUCGAGUAUAAAAUGCAGGCUGAUCGUGCCAUUGAUAUUCUGAAAAAUAUCUCCAAUGUGAAGUACCUGUCUCUUUCAAUUCGUAAUUUGGAGGGUGAUUUGCCUGCUUUUGACAAUUUGAACCAAUUGAACCUGGUUUUUUAUGAUUGCGGUUACUGGGGAUUUCUAAUAAAGUUACUCAGUAAAUCACCUGACCUACAACAUCUCGUCUUUGAACACGAGGAUUGUAGCAUAUGCAAUGAAGUAGACUUCCGGCAAGUACUUAAUCCACCAAAGUUUGCGCCGCUUUCUCUGAUGGUGCACCUCAAGACAAUCACUGUAAACGGAUUCAAGGGAAGGCGGGAAGAGGUGCAAGUGGUAAGGUACUUGUUAGAGAACGGGACAUUUCUACAAAAGAUGAUCAUUUCUAUUAAAGGGAUUCCAGGUCAUCUAUUUGACAACUUAUACAGGGAAAUUUUACAGUUUCCAAAGGUGUUCGAUUGUCAUGUUGAAAUGCGAUUGUGGGUUUCAGAAUUGAAUUAUUAUCCAGUGUGUUUCUAGGGUUUCGUUUUAGAAGGUGAUCGGACGUUUGCAGUUUGUUUUUCUCUGGUAUAUUUUCUUGUAUCAACUUUCGAUAGGUUCUUCAGACUCUCUGGGAAUUCGACUGUGGACUUACCUACGGUGAUGAUGAUGAUGAUAGAAGGGGCAAUAUAUAAUACUGUUUUGCAGACGUUGCCAUUUUCUUGAACAGUUGUUAAUCUAGUAUCUUUGUAAUGCCUUUUUUUCUCCAUUGUUAACAUCCAAGGAUAAAGGGACUAUUUUUACGCUCAUUUUGAGCGAUUAGAUUUUGUAACAUUCAAGGGUCAUGAUUACAAGUGGUAAGAGAAUGAGCUAAACAUCACAACGAAAGUCAUUUCUGCUCUUCGCUAGAGAAAGAUGUAAUCCUGAGUAGAUAAUCUUUAGUGGGGUUUGAUUGUUUCGUUUCCCUGAUCGAUUACAAUUAUACUUGAAC